GAAGAUGAAUGGCUCAAAUCAUUACAAGAAAAUCUUAAAAAAAGUGAAACAUUACGGAAAGAAAUAACAGUGCUUCUAAAAAGUUUUGAAGAUAGGUUAGAAUGGUUGGAUCAAAAUGUGGUACCACUAUAUAAAACAACUGCUAUUCUACAACGAAAGCAAACUAAUAUCAAAAAGAUCCUCAAAACUGUCGAUGCAAUGCAACAAUUUUAUGGACGAGCUGCUGAAUUGGAGAGUUCAAUUCGUGAAGGAAAUGCUUCAGUUGAGAGGGAAGAAUAUAUAGAAAGAAUGGAACAAUUAGCGGAAGCAAUAUCAUUUUUUUCUGCUCAUCCAGCUUAUAAAAAUCAAUUAGAUAAUAUGAAAUUGACUUUUGAAUCUGGAUGUUGCGUCUUGGAAAAAGAAUUUCGUAACGUUUUAUCAGCAGAUUCUGUUGUUGCUGACGCAAAAACAGUUGUAAAUUGUUUAGACCAAGAUUAUGGUUCGUUCCAUUUUCCAUUACCACAGUUCAUUCUUUAUUACAUAUGCUAUAUGGAAUAA
This is a messenger RNA of Dracunculus medinensis (Guinea worm), 537 nucleotides long. The record is from the annotation of a GenBank genome assembly. Lineage: Eukaryota; Metazoa; Nematoda; Chromadorea; Rhabditida; Dracunculidae.